UCCUUUCUCUCUUCCUCUCCCUCCCUCUCUCUUACAUUAGAGCUUUCCAUCUUUCGCUUGCAUCGCACUCGCUUUGACAGUGUUAAAUGAAGACGCUCAUCAUGGCAGUUUUUGCGCACCUGUACCCAGCUGUGUUUUUCGCUUGCGCGUGGAUGGCACUGUUAGGACCGAUUUCAUGUCACAGCAGCGGUAUUAUAAAGCAGAGAAGCGAACGGGACCGGGAGCUUGACAGCCGCGGUGGGCAUGUCACUGGCACAGAUGAAGCGCUUAUCUCAGCGUACAGCCGCGGAGAUUACAGUGGAGACCCGGGCGGAGCGGCCGUGGGAGUUCCCCGAGUCCGGAGGGCAUCGACUCCGGAGAAAGUCUCUCUGCUCAGCAGCUCUUUCGUCCUUAAAGGGGAUGCCACCCACAACCAGGCAAUGGUCCACUGGACGGGUGAAAACAGCAGCGUCAUCCUCAUUCUUACCAAAUAUUACCAUGCAGACUCCAACAAAGUUCUGGAGAGUUCCUUGUGGAGAUCCAGUGAUUAUGGGUCAACAUACACCAAGCUCAACUUGAUGCCUGGGACAACCAUCAUCGUCACAAACUUCUAUAUCUGCCCCACUAAUAAGAAAAAGGUGAUCUUGGUGAGCUCCAGCAUCAAUGAACGUGACCAGAUGCUUUUCAUCAGCACAGAUGAAGGUGCGUCCUUCCAGCGGCAGCCCGUCUCCUUCACCGUGGACUCUCUCCUCUUCCAUCCAUCUGAGGAAGACAAACUUCUGGCUUACAGCAAAGAGGCGAAGCUGUAUAUCUCCACUGAUCUGGGCCACAAAUGGACUCUGCUUCAGGAGCGCGUUACCAAAGACAGAGUUUUCUGGGCCGUGACGGGGGUGGAUGUGGAUCCUGAUUUGGUUCAUAUGGAGAUGCAAGACAUCAGCGGCGGAUACCUUUAUGUCACAUGCCUCAUCCAAAAUUGCUCUGAUAAAAUGGUGACUGCGCAAUUCCUGGGGAAGAUUGACCACAAUUCACUCUCGGUGCAAGAUGAAUACAUAUUUGUGAAGGUGACUACAGGAAAUCGGACCAAAUAUUAUGUCUCAUACCGGAGGAAUGAAUUUGUUCAGAUGAGAUUCCCUAAAUAUUCUCUUCCAAAGGAUGUGCAGAUUGUGAGUACAGAUGAGAAUCAGGUGUUUCUGGCUCUUCAGGAAUGGUAUCAGACGGACACGUACAACCUCUACCAGUCUGAUCCACAGGGAGUCUAUUACUCCAUUGUGCUGGAGAACGUCCGCAGCACCAAGCAGCCUGAAGAGAAUGUGCUCAUCGACAUCCUGGAGGUUCGUGGAGUCAAGGGCGUUUUCUUAGCCAAUCAGAAAGUAGAUGGAAAAGUAAUGACUCUCAUCACCUACAACAAAGGCAGAGACUGGGAAGCGCUCGCUCCCCCUGCAACUGAUAUGAACGGCAAACCUGUCAGCUGCAAACAGCCUGACUGUCAUCUUCAUCUGCAUUUGCGAUGGGCCGACAACCCGUAUGUAUCUGGAACGGUCCACACUAAGGAUUCUGCCCCAGGCCUCAUAAUGGGUGCAGGUAACCUCGGCUCUCAGCUGGUGGAGUUUAAAGAGGAGAUGUACAUCACGGCAGACUGUGGCAAGACCUGGAGACAGGUUUUUGAAGAAGAGCACCACAUUCUCUAUCUAGAUCAUGGUGGUGUCAUUGUGGCCAUUAAGGACACCUCGAUCCCUUUAAAAAUACUCAAGUUCAGCAUAGAUGAAGGACGAACGUGGAGCAUUCAUAACUUUACCAGCACUUCUGUGUUUGUGGACGGACUUCUGAGUGAACCUGGAGAUGAGACUCUGGUUAUGACGGUGUUUGGCCACAUAAGUUACCGUUCAGAUUGGGAGCUGGUGAAGGUGGAUUUUCGGCAGUCAUUUCCCAGACAGUGCACAGAAGCUGAUUAUGACUCCUGGAAGCUCACUGACCUACAGGGAGAGAAAUGCAUCAUGGGCCAAGAGCGAGUUUACAGAAGGAGGAAAGAGACAUCGUUCUGCAUUAAAGGGAAAAGUUAUACAUCAGCGCUAACAGCCAAACCUUGCCCCUGCUCAGAGAAAGACUUCACCUGUGACUAUGGCUUUGAGCGAGCUCCCAGUCUCAGGUUAGAGGGGGAUCGCUGUUAUCCGGACUUCUGGCAUAAUCCUGAUGCUCCACCUGAAAACUGCCAUUUAGGACACAGCUAUAAAUCUAGCACAGGUUACCGAAAGGUCAUCGCUAAUGUUUGUGAGGGUGGCUUGAAUAAAGAACAGAGCGCAAAGCAGCAUUCCUGCCCUUUGCUGCCCCCUAAAGGCCUGCAGCUGGGCAUCAAAGGACAGAUGCUGGCAGUGGCUCCUGGAGAUGACAUCACCUUUAUCGUCCAUCAGGAGCAGGGUGACACCAGCAGCACCAGGUAUCAGGUGGAUUUAAUGGACGGGGUCAGGGCUAUAUAUGAGAACCUGACUGUAACAGAUGAACCCAUUCAGCACCGUUAUGAGAAGCCAGGAGUUUACCGGGUGAAUGUGAAGGCUGAAAACUCUGCCGGACAUGACCAAGCCAUGCUUUAUAUCCAGGUCACAGCUCCUCUACAGGAUGUUCAUCUAGAGGUUGUCCCAAUCGCUGGUCGAAAUCAAGAUGUAAAUCUCACAGCUAUAGUGCUUCCCACUGAGGCAAACCUGACUGUGUUUUACUGGUGGAUUGGAGACAACAUGCAGCCAAAGCUGACCCUGGAGAACAGUCUGAUAACUAGGUUUUCUGAGGAGGGUGAAGUUCCUGUGACCGUUCAGGCCUCUAAUGGUCGCUCCAUGGUCCAGGACAGCAAAACUGUCAUUGUUUAUGAUCAUUUCCAGAUCAUCCCAUUGAGUUUCAGUCGUAAUUUGGACCAUUUUAACCCAAACAUCCCUGAAUGGAGACGAGAUGUGGGGGAAGUCGUAACAAAGAUUAUUGCUAAGCUCACAGGGGUUCCUCAGGAGCAUCUGGUGACGAUGGUGAAGCCUGGGCUUCCCACCUCUGCAGACUUGUAUGUUCUUCCUCAAGAGACCACACCAGUAAAGAGGAGUGUGUUUGUUGACAAGCGUGUUCCCACCAUCAAACAGGUUCUGAGUGAGAACAAUGUGAGCUUCAUUGUGAGAGGAGGGUUAAGAGUUUUGGUGACUCUGGCAGAUUUGGAUUCAGCCACACAAUUGACUUCAUCCACACAAGGUUCUGGUUUGGCUGCUGCAGGUCCUGGUGUUUGGGCUGUAGCUGUCUUUCUUCUCAUAAGUUUGAUCUCCGCUGCAGCGUUCAUACUCUUCAAGUUUAAAAGGAAAAACUACAAAAACCAUGGUUGGUUGCUGAGGCCAGAGGAGAGCAGCCUAACGCGUCCCUGGCUGCGUUUCAGAAAACUGCCAGGCAGAAACGUCUACGCUCAGAUGCACAACGAGAAGGAGCAGGAAAUGACCAGUCCUGUCAACCACAGCGAGGACACGCAGAACAUCAUUCAGGGAGAAGAGUUCAUCGACGACGACCUCGACUCACAGACACUAGGCAACCACUCAGGGGUGGUUUUGAGCAUAAACUCCAGAGAGCUGCACAGUUACCUGACCAGCUGAUGACCAGUGUGAAGGUGCCAGCGAUGAGCACAAUGGACUAUGCCUUCUUCCUCUCUCCAGAUCUGACCCUUCAGAAGAGAGAGAGAGCAGAGACACACCUGCACCAAACCUUCUCUCCCUCCUCACAAUGUCUGUUCCAGACGGUGGAUUUUUCUACCCUUCUGCUGUGGUUUUGUACCCGUUCUGGUUUCACUGGUGACCAUGUGCACCCUUGUCCACCUUCUCUCAUUUCUUCUCAUUGUUGCUCUUGUCACGGGAGCAUGAGAUCAGCCCCACUUACUAAUGCCCAGGGACAAACUCAUUGACAAACACUGUCUCGUCACUUUCAGUGUGAAUAGUGUUGUUGACGGCACUGAGGGUGUGUGGAUGUUGUAAAACUGAUAGGUGAGUGAAAGCAGUGCAGAUGUGGUGCAAUGCACGCCAAGCGGUAAACGGUACACAUUUAAUCCAGGGAAGCAAGGUUUGUUUAGAUUUAGCCAAAGGGAAUCACUUAAGAUAUUUUCAGUCACUCUGUAUUGUGUUGUAAACAAUGUUUUGGACAUGUCGGUUCAGCCUAUCACUUCUCAUAUGCAAUAACGCAUGACAUCUUUUCCUUUACUCAAUAACAGAACAGAUUAUUUCGUCCUGUUUUAUGGAUAUGCUAUGCAGUGAAGUCAUUUUUGUCUGUAGCCCAAAGUAUACUUAAGUUUUUUUUCCCCUUCAAAAUCCCCCUAAGAUGCAGAGCUGGCACAUGUGCUUUGUGUUGUUUUUGCACUUCUUCGUUUGUCCACAAUGUGCUGCUGAUCACGGUCACAGAGAGGAAGAACAACAAAAUACAAUUCCAGCCAGCAAUUAAGGGGCCAAGCACAACAGAGGCAGAAUGAAAUAUUCAAUGAGGGUACAACUUCAGGUGGUUUUAGUCAAAGCUACAGUCACUAGUAAUAUGAUUUAAUUGUUUAUUAAAUUUAACCAGUAGGUGGCACUGGUACAAAAC
Molecule: messenger RNA, 4563 nt
Organism: Danio rerio (zebrafish)
Lineage: Eukaryota; Metazoa; Chordata; Actinopteri; Cypriniformes; Danionidae
Source: RefSeq, a predicted model, not a curated record